AUGACGCUCAAAACCCAAGCCUCGAGCGAUGCGAAAACAUGGGCGCAGGAGAAGUUGUCGCAGAUGACCUUGGAAGAGAAGGUCCUCCUGCUCUGCGGACAAGAUCUUUGGAGAACAAAUCCAAUUCCUCGUCUCGGUGUGUCCAGAAUCAAGACUUCAGAUGGACCAGUAGGCGUCCGUGGUGGCAUUUUCACAGAUGGAGUGAGCGCAGCUUCGCUACCAACAGGUGUAUCUUUGGCUUCGACAUGGGAUAAGAAGGUGAUGAGAGAUGUCUGUCAAGUGUUGAUCUCCGAAGCGAAGAGCAAGGAAGUCGACGUGCUUCUUGGGCCUACAGUCUGCAUUCCCAGAACUCCCCUCGGCGGUCGCAAUUUCGAAGCCUAUAGCGAAGAUCCUUUUCUGACGGGAAAGCUUGCGGCAGAGUUCAUCAACUCGAUCCAAGGUGCAGGCAUUGGAGCUUGCAUCAAACACUUUGUGGCCAAUGAUCAAGAAACACGCCGCUUUUUUAUCGACGAAAAGAUCCCCGAUCGAGCCUUGCGCGAAAUCGCCCUUCAGCCUUUUCAGAUUGCUAUUCGGGAUAGCAACCCGUGGACGCUGAUGACAGCGUAUAACAAGGUGAACGGGGUCUUUUGCUCGGCACAUGACUUCCUACUGCAGGAAGUUCUCAGGAACGAGUGGCAAUGGGAUGGUCUGGCUAUGAGUGAUUGGUUCGGCACAAAUAGUGUAGUUCCUUCACUGAAGGCUGGACUGGAUCUUGAAAUGCCUGGUCCGAUCAGGAGGAGAGGCCAACAUCUAAUUGAGGCUCAUAACCAAGGUCUCGUUGACUUGGCUUACAUUGAUACAUCGGCAUCAAGGGUGUUGGAGCUACUUCAUAAGACGGGGAAGAGUGUUGUGCCUGACUGGCAAGAAGGUCAGGAGAAAGCCGAUGACCUCCCUGAGCAUCGCGCAAUUUUGCGUCGGGCAGGUGGUGAAGGAAUCGUCUUGCUAAAGAAUUCGGCUAAUACCCUCCCUCUUUCUGACUUGAACGGGAAGACGAUUGCAGUGCUCGGUCCCAACGCCAAUCGGUCGGUUUCAACAGGUGGUGGUAGCUCAAACCUUGCGCCUCACUAUCUAACAACUCCAUACGACUCGUUAAAGACAGAAGUCACCUCCAAGUUCCCUACUGCCAAGGUACAAACACACGCUGGUAUUUUGAACCAUCGUUAUCUGCCACUUGUUGACCCAGCCAUCAUGCAAAACCCCGAGUCGGGAAGCAGUGGCUUCGUUCUAUCAUUAUGGAGAAACAUGACACACGAAGGCCAACCGUUCAUGGUUGAGAAUCGUCCGAGCUCGAAUCUGGUCUGCUACGACGGACUUCCGCCUGAGUUGACCACUGGGGAGAGAUACUCAUACAGAGGCCGAACAACCAUCACGCCCAAAACAAGCGGGUUGCAUGAAUUCUCACUUUCGAGCUGUGGGCCUGGAAAGCUCGUUUUAGAUGGAGAAGUCCUCAUUGAAAUUGACCGACACUGGUGGUCUCCUAAAUCGGCUCUUUUCAUGAGUUACGGAUCUCCAGAGGAGCGAGUUCAAGUUCAAAUGGAGGCUGGACGCAAAUAUGAUCUGUUACUUGAGUCUGUUAGCCGUGAGCCUAAGCCAUACGACCUUGACUAUAUGUCUGCCGAGCUCGAGCGAGAGGAGGUUCAAGAUGGAGGCCGAAUCGGCUUCCUGGAGAAUCCCGGCAAUCUUGAUGCAUUCUUCCAAGAGGCGAUUGAUAUGGCUUGUGAAAGUGAUAUCGCCGUUGUCGUUGUCGGUAAAGACCACGAGUGGGAGACCGAGACAAGUGAUAUGGUCUCUAUGGACUUACCCGGACGAUCGAACGAGUUCAUUGCAGCCGUCGCUAAAGCCAACCCGAACACUAUUGUUGUCAACCAAACGGGUAGCCCAAUCACUAUGCCCUGGAUUGAUGAUGUUUCAACUAUUAUUCAAGCGUGGUAUCAGGGACAGGAGCAGGGAAACUGUCUCGCAGACGUACUCCUGGGAGCCGUUAACCCAAGCGGCAAGCUGCCGAUUACCUUCCCGCGGCGCAUUGAAGACACCGCUUCAUUUGACAACUAUCCCGGAGAGAACGAUAUAGUCCAUUACGGCGAGGGCAUCUUCGCGGGCUACCGAUAUCUCGACCACCGCAAGAUCAAGCCUCUGUUUCCCUUCGGGUUUGGUCUGUCCUAUACCACAUUUGAGUAUAGCAAUAUCCGCCUAAGCAGUGAGCAGUUCUCCGGGGAUGGACAGAUCGAGGUGGAAGUGGAUGUGACCAACACUGGAUCGCGGGAAGGAAAGGAAGCAGUGCAAUUUUAUAUCAGCCAGGUCAACCCCAGGCUGAGCAGACCCCCUAGGGAACUCAAGGGCUGGGACAAGGUCUUCGUGCGCCCUGGCGAGACCGUCACCGCUCGUGCAGUCCUUGACAAGGUCAGUGUGUCCUAUUGGGACGACGGCCUGGAUAGGUGGGUUAUCGAGGGAAAUGCCGAGUUCCACGUUAUUGCCGCUCAAAACUCAAGAGAUGACGGGAUGGCGGCCACAUUCCACUCUGGGGAAGAGUAUCAAUGGGUAAACUAG
Molecule: messenger RNA, 2586 nt
Organism: Penicillium salamii
Lineage: Eukaryota; Fungi; Ascomycota; Eurotiomycetes; Eurotiales; Aspergillaceae
Source: the annotation of a GenBank genome assembly